Taeniopygia guttata (zebra finch) is the source of this 4116-nucleotide messenger RNA. The record is from RefSeq and is a predicted model, not a curated record. NCBI's taxonomy places the organism in Eukaryota, Metazoa, Chordata, Aves, Passeriformes, Estrildidae.
CACAGGGCUCGGAGCCCAGUGCCUGCCUUGGGUUUGGGUUCUGCUUCCCUUGGGGUGUGCAGACAGGACACCCUGGGGCAGGCAGGUGGCUUUGGCGAGCGGGUGCAGAGGCAGCCUGGCUGGGGCUGCAGGUGGCAGGAAAGAAGGGUUGUUGAGGUUUAUUAACCAUUUAUUACUCUCAGAGGCCUGGGAAUGGGGCUGGCACAUCGCCAAGGCUAUGGCCUCUGCUCUGUAGGGUUCAGUCCCCAGGAGCAGAGGAGAAAUGGGAGGAAAAAGGCUUUUGGGGUGAUAUGUGCAGUCUGUGUGCACAUCCCCACACUGAUCCCCUUAGAGAAGCAGGAGCAAAAGCCAGGGCAUGGCUCCUGUCCCCUCCCAGCUCCUCUUGCCUGGUGCAGGGACAGCGACAAGAACCUGCAGCAGAUCCCACCUCAGAGGGAAAUGUGUGCCCAUGGGACAAAGGGCAUUUCAAGGGCUCCUCUGGUGCCACACAAGUCCAGCACAGAUUCAAGGCUGCAGGGUUUGAAUUUGGCUCUCAUUAUGAUUUUGAGGGAGGACAGAGGAAGUUCAGCCCACUUGUGGCUGCAGUGGAACUCCUGGCUCGGAGGGAUGUGAGCGCUUUCAGGUUGGGCCCAGCCUGGUCUUCCUUUGGAAAUGCCAACAGGACCUGGGGAGCAAAGCCUUGGCUCAAGGCUGUGCCAGGGACACAGCCAGUGCUCAGCCAGGACAAAGGGCAUCUCAUCCUGGAACAAAAUGGAAUGGGGCUGGAAGGGAGGAUUUGCCUGCGGAGGUGUCGGUGCUGAAUGUGAACAGGGCAGCAGGGACCUGGAAGGGGCUCUGGGGCAAUGAAAGCAGCCCCUGCCCAAGGCAGGAGGUCCCUGCAGGCUGGGAGUCUGCAGGAGGUGGCACAGAGCUCAGGCUGGGGAACUGAACCUUUCUUCUUCUUUUUCUGUUCCCUCUUCUCCUUCUGGGGAUGGGGAGGUUUGCAGCUGCCCUGCAGGAAGGUGCUGCAGCCCCACCUCUGUGCCUGCUCCUCCACAGCGUCUGGUGACUCUCCACCAAGAGGAGGGAUCUGGGCACUCAAGCGGGGCAGUAAACAGGGCUGGGGCUUCCUGCCCAGCUGCAGCAAGAGGAACCAGGCCCAGCAGCACUGGAGCUGUGGGCAGGGCACCCGUGGGUGCUGGGGGGGUCCCCACCUCCCCUGCUUCCUGCACUGCAGGUCCCACAGCACCAGCCCACAGCCCAGGGGGCUGUGUGGCCACAGGAUCUGGGAACACCCCUGGCCACCACAGGGCUCCAAGCCCAGGAAAUUCCAUCAGGGAAGGGUUUCUGCUCGGUCCAGGGAGUGGGAAUGCAGAGCUGGGAGUAUCUGGAGCCUUCCUGAGAGGCACCAGCCUCGGAGACAUUAUAGAGAGCAGGUUUCGGUGGGGUAUCAACCAGAAAACCACCUGGAAAACUUUCAGGAGACAGGAUGGAAAUCGAAAGGUGGGAUCUCAGCAGACAAGAACAGCACUGGGAACAGCACAGGCAGCAGGUGCUCCCCGGUGUACCAGAACAUGCGGUACGUGGCCGUCAGGAAGAACAUGCCCAUCUACCUCAUCUGCUACUCCCAGGAGCCCCAGGCGAUGCAGUGGUACAAGACAGCAAAGGACAGGGAUGACCUCUCUGGGCUGGAUCAGAACACGGCCAGCUACCGCAUCGAGAGGACAAACACCUCCAUCAACCUCACUCUGGUCAGGGCCACCUCAGAGGACAGUGGGAUCUACGUGUGCGAUAGGAAGGGCCUGAUGCAGAAGGAGAAGCUGCACUCGUGUGGGACAGAGCUCCGGGUCAUGGGUACCAGCAGCAUCAAGCAGUUCCAGAACAGGAACACGCUGAAAGACGCCAUCAUCAUCAUCCAGUCCAUCCUGCUCGUCAUCUUCAUCAGCAUCCCCAUCCUCCUCUUCCUAGAUAAGGGUGAAGACAAGAAGAGCCCAGAGGAGGACCACACCUAUGAGGGGCUGGAGGUGGAGCAGAUGGCCACCUACGAGGACAUCACUCCUUUCCGGGACGUGAAAGCCAAGUGGACAGUGGGGGAGCACCCAGGUGAAGAGUGAGGGGUCCUGCGCCCCCCUCCAGGCCCUGCCAGCCCCCGUGGGGACGGAUCCCCUGGAGCACGGCUCUGCCCGGAUCCCGGGCUGCCAACACGGCACAGCCCAGCUCAGGGCUGGGAGCCCGCUGCCCUGGGCUGCUCACCUGUCCAGGCUGUGUCCCCGAGGCUGCCCCACCCCACUGCCACUGUCCCCACCCCGCUGACCGACUCCUAAAGCCUCUGUAGAAAUUAGGAGCCACCUGUGAUCCCCCAGUAGAAAACUGGUCGCCCAGCCCGGGCAGCCCCACACCCAGCACUGAGCUCCAGCCUGGUCAGUGCCAAGGAAGGACUGGGAAUGAGGGCUCUGCUCCAGCCCCACCACCCCAGGAAGGACAGGACCUGGCACUGCAAGGGCACUGCCAACAGCACCGUGUGAGAAGUGGAUUUUGGGCCACUCUUCAGCUGUCAAAGCCAUGGCUGUGUCCACAGGCCCAGCUGGGAGAGGUCUGAGGUGGAGGAUCCCCCCAAAGCACCUCAUUUUCUCCAAAGACUAUGGAAGAGCUGGGGAGAAGGCUUGCUGCUCCCCAAGCAAGAGCUGGCCCCUGUCAGAAGGUCGUCCCCAUGAUGAGGGACCUGUGUGACCUCAGAACAUCUGGGAAAAUUAUAAAUUGUGGUACACAAAUCUCCAACUGCUUUUGAAGUCCUAAUAAAGGUAAUGGGUAGAUCCUCAUCCUGCUCCAUCCUGCCAUGCCCAUUCCAGGGGUGUCCCAUAACCCUGGUGCUGGUUUCCUGGGACUAAUGAGCAGCUUUUUGUGUCCAGCUUAGCUGGAAACCAAACUUCACCUCCUCAAACUUCACUCAGAGGGCAGGCAGGAAUGGAAAACCAAGAGCAGAUGCGAGGCUACCUGUGAGGACCUCAACAGUGCCAAAACAUCAGCUUGGGAUGCAACAGCAAGAAUCACCAGGAUCCAAAGCAGGAGAACAGGGCCCAGGGCCAGCAGCCCCACUCUCAGCUAGGUCUAGUCUUGAAGGACAAGCUAAAAAACAUCUGGAUUUGUGAUUAAAUUAUCUUGGCAUGGCAGCAACAGCUUUGGGUGGUGGGCUCAGGGCCAGCUGGGCACCCAAACCAGGGCUGGGGGGGCACAGUGGGUAUAGGGGCUUGGCUGGACGAGGGUGACAAGGACAUUGUGGCUCAAACUGUCCCCUCUCAGAGAGCCCAACACCUCUGUCCUGGUGUUUCACGACAUUUUGGGCUCCAAGCAGCUCCUGCAACUGCUUUGCACCCCAACAACAGCCAGAGAAGGAUACAAUUCUAAGCAAAAAAGAAGUAACAGGAUGGUUCUUUACCAGUAAGCACCUCAGUGGAAAACUGGAAUUCAGUUUAAACAGCAUAUAAACCAGCAUUUUGGAAUUGAUUUUUACUAGUUAAAUAAAACUACCCCAAAUUAGUUCUGCCACAUAUAUAGAAAAGUUAUUUAAGUAUAUUUUACUUAUAAAAUUGGUUAAUUUAAAAAAAGGAGCAUUCACAGGGAGAGAAAAGAACUGGCUGUUCUUGGUUUCCACGUUUGCCAAGAUUUUAGGACUUGCAGAGCUCACCUCUCCAUUCCUUGUUUUCAGUUUCCAAAUGGAAGUUUGAAGUUUUUUCUGGCCUUCCCAGCUCCAGAUUCCUCAGAUCUCUGUAAACAACUCACUCAAGUGACUGAACAGAAUAGAAAUAUAUAAAGAAUUAGAAUUAGAAUUAGAAUUAGAAUUAGAAUUAGAAUUAGAAAAAAAUAAAGAAAAAUCUGCUGUUUGCACCUGGUGAGAAACCACUUGUGUCAAAAGCAGUUUUUGUGACCCCAGUCCUUCUCUGUUGCUCCCUUAGCCCAGGGUUUUGGCCUCCUUUAAAAUGUCAGAAGUAAAUAAAUAUUUCUGUAGUGUUGUUGGUUUAUUUGAAAUGCUUGAAGUAGUUUCUAAGAAGCCUGGAGAUGGGGGUUUGUUUCAUUCUAUAUUCAGAGUGGUCUGUGUUUAAAACACAUUUAAUGUUAAUAAAUAUAUCAGUCUAUGCA